AUGUUAAGUAAAUUGAUUUUCGUAUUUUCUUUAGUACUGGUGGUUUAUGCAGACCAAAAAUUAUGGGAGGAAUAUAAGCAAAAAUAUAAUAAAGUUUACACACCUAAAGAGGAUGAUGAACAUUAUAUAAACUAUCUUAAAAAUGUUAGAGACAUAAAAAAACACAAUAAAAGAUAUGAUGCCGGAUUGGAAACCUAUACAAUGGGAAUAAACCAGUUUACAGAUAUGAGCUUGAAUGAUGAUUAUUUUAACCAAAAAUAUUUUGGAAAAUUGUGA
Molecule: messenger RNA, 276 nt
Organism: Brassicogethes aeneus
Lineage: Eukaryota; Metazoa; Arthropoda; Insecta; Coleoptera; Nitidulidae
Source: the annotation of a GenBank genome assembly